UUGCGUCAUGGGAGGCAGUUCAGUCUCUGCCUCAGAAUGGAUCAGAAUGUUCCGUUGAGGGUGUUCUUGCUGACCUUCCUGUUGGGUUGUGCGACCGGCUCUCCAGUGGAGCUGAUAAGCUUGGUUCCGGAGUUUGUGAAUUUUCUUGGAUGGCAAGGAUCGACGUGGAAUUUCACCAACUCUUCGACAGCUGAAUGGGACAUAGCUUGUGUUAAUGAGCUGGAGUUAUUCGUGAAUGCUCUGCACAAGGAUGAAUUUUGGGCCGUUAAUCUGUACGACUCGUGGGGAAAGGUGCCAACAGGAGUAUUUUUCGGAAAUAUUUAUGAAUUCGGAAACUUUGAUCAGUGUCGAAGGGUACAUUAUUCACACUACUAUGGAACGAUUGCUGGACAGCAUUGCACAAUGAUGGUAGAUGUGCGAGGUCUUGAACUGCCGGUGCCUCCCAUUUGGUAUAGCAUUUGUAUUCCCGAUUCGUGUCAACCAAGGAUGGUUUCAGAGCUGGUCAACGCAUUCCUCCAAGAUUAUGGCAUGCGGGUUGUCAAUGAUCUCGAUACGUUCUGCUACAAAAACGAGGAACAAAGUUUCUCCGCUCUAACGAUAACUGCCAUUGUACUGUUCUCAUGCUACGGAGCCUUCCUAGUUAUUGUUACUUUAUUACAUCUCGUACUGAUCUACACCGAAAAAGCCAUACCAAGCUUCAUAGAUCGGUUCUCUGCGUAUAGUAACCUAAUGAAAAUCACCGCCACAGUUCCUCAAAAUAAGUCCAAAGCCGAAUCUAUGGACUGUGUCAACGGAAUCCGUGCACUGUCGAUGAUCUGGAUUAUCGUAAACCAUGUUCACGAUGCUUCCCUAGGACAUCCCACCACGAACGUUGCGAUGCGCACAGAGUACACACAAAGCUACUAUGGAGUUCUCUUCCACCGUCUGGGUGGGAAGGCCGUGGACAUUUUCCUCAUGCUCAGUGGAAUGCUGGUAGCCAUGAAGCUUCUCCGUGAACUCGAUCGCAAUCGCAAGCUGAACUAUGCUGAACUCUACCUGCAUCGUUACAUCCGCAUCACUCCUGCCUAUGCCGCCAUGAUAUUUUUCGCAGUGGCUUUCGUCGACCACUUGGGAGAAGGAAUCCUUUACAAGUUGCUAGCUGAGGAUAUAGUGAAUUCUUGCUCCACGAGUUGGUGGUCGGCACUGCUCUACGUUCAGAACUACGUCCAUCACAAGCAAAUGUGCUUCGCCCAUACCUGGUAUCUGUCGGUGGAUAUGCAGCUCUACUUCUUAUCACCUCUGAUUUUGAUUCCACUGUGGAAGUAUGGAAAGCGCUUUGCCCCAGCAAUUGUACUCCUAGCACUACUCUCCAUGUCUUGUGUUUUCACUACGUUCAUGGUGAAUGAAUACCGUUUGAAUAAAUCGGCCCCCACAGGAGAUGGGCUAAUGCCCCGAAAAACCUAUCACGCAACUCAUGCUCGAAUGUCGGUUUGGCUGUUCGGUGUACUGUUUGGAUAUUUCUUGCACAGGACCAAAUCCAGAACCAUCCGAUUGCCGAAGAUAGCUCGUAUUCUAGGAUGGACUCUGGCGGCUGGAAUGGUGGUUCUUACCGGUUAUUCACUGAAACAGGUCUACGUGGGAGACUACAACCGGUUCACUGUCGUCGUGGAUGCCUUUUACGAGUCACUCCAUCGAUCCUUCUGGGUCUUCGGAGUCAUGUGGUUGAUUUUCGUCUGCAUCAACGGGCAAGGUGGACUGGUGAACCAAUUCCUGUGUUGGCGAUUCUGGCAACCGAUGGCGAAGCUUUCGUACACAAUGUACCUGGUGCACAUCAUGAUUCAGGCUGUGACGGUUACGAUGCAGCUGAAAACCCCGAUAUACUUCAGUGGGGUUGAUUUAUGGUACAGGAUUUUUGGAUUGGUGGGAAUUAGCACCGUAGUGGGGGGAAUUUGGAGCAUUACGUUUGAGUAUCCAUUCUUCGGGUUGGAGAAGAAACUGUUCAAAAAGCAGAUAUGAGAUGCAACAAUAGAGAUAGAAAAUAUUUCAGUGUUUUAUAAAAAGUCGAUAGGUAGAAGUAAAUACAAUACAUAUUUGUGCAACAUUUUUAGUUUUCUAUGAAUUAAAUUAACACAACUAGGGUUUUCAUAUCUAUUACGACUUAAACCAGCCGACAGUGUCUUGAAAAACAAAACCUGAAGUUCGUAGACAUAAGAGUCAAUUUGAACAAAUUGAGAUGUAAAAUUGUGAAAAAUAAUGGAAUCGUUCUGUUGGGCUUCGCUCCCACAACUACGCUAGACCAACUACCAACAUUCAUCGAUGGAACAUUUUCAAAGCAAAAAUUGUGCUUCUCUUUCUUAUAUUCAUAAGUUAAUGAAAAAUGAGGUGUUAACUGAAUUUUAUUCAUAAGUAAAUUUUUCAAUUUUACGAAACAAUGAUUUCUAUGAUUAUGGAGUAGACUAGUCUCACAUGAGUUCUGCAAACUAUAUGAGCAAGGAAAACGUAGUUGUUACUAAAAAUGGCAUCGCUGCUGUAAUGACAUUUUCUGUAGCACACUUAAUUCAGAAUGCCCAAUCUCGGCUAAUUUUAAUCGAGAUCCGCACAGCCGAGUAGUCGGCAAACAAAUUUCCUGAGAUCUUAGCGCUAAUAAAAGCCAAGUAUCAGUAAAUCGUGCUUCAUUGCUAAGCAACCGGACAAUGUGUUAGCUGAAUCUGGGUUAAAAUCGGGAAACCGUGAUUCGCACAGCUGAGCUCGUAAAAAAAUCUAAGUGUGAAUGACAAAAAUCAGAUAAAAACAAGGUAUGUGUUUUCGAAUGUUCUAAGCAUUCGACAUAAAAGUGUUCCAAUUAUGAACUAUCGAUUAUUUACACGAAAUCAACUUAAAAGCCAUCCAGAGCGAUUGUUAAUGCAUCGCUUAUAAGUAAUGAAGUGACCGUGAUGUGAUGAAGUGAAUUUAUUGCAAUGGUUUCAUGGGAGCAAAUAAAUUUUCGAAAAGGAGUCAAAAUGUUGUGAAAAUUCAAAACAUUAAACAAAUCAGCAUUAAUGAACAUUGUCUUUCCGGUUUACAAUUUUGGGGAAGAUCAGCGAAAAUUCAAAAAUUGCACAGCACUCAAAACGCCUUCUCAACCAUGAAGUCAGCAACUGCCGCUUGCGACAUUUAUCAUACGUGAAAAAUCCUGGUAACUGACCACAAAACUUGAAGAUAAUGCAUUUGCCGAACUGUCUCGUCGUAGAAGUCACCCAUUAAAUACCUUUACUUUUCUUAUUUCAUUGAACAAAAAAUGUAAACAAAUUACUUCCAGAGUAUCGGCAUAAUUGGGUUCUCAUACAUUCUUUGCAUCAAUUAUCACCAUAGUGUAUAUAACAAGUUUUCCAGCUUAAAACGGUAAAUUUGAUUGCUCACCAGCAAAAUUCAUUCAUUUGUUACGUAAAUUUGCAAAUUGCUAAGAAGGUAAAAUAUAUGUGAGGCAAGAUUUUCAAAUGUUCAUUUUUCGAAAUGUAUUGCACGAAUGUUCUUAUCAAGGUCUAGUUAUUAUCAAAAACACAUAGUUUUAUCAUUCCGUUAUUAGCCGUUAUAAUUCGAGUGCAUCUAUAUGAAAAAUCAAUGUUUGCUCUCACUAUUGCCAUAAUGGACAUUAUAGCCAUAAUGGAUACUUCUACCCUACAUUUAAAAUAAAAGCA
Aedes aegypti (yellow fever mosquito) is the source of this 3656-nucleotide messenger RNA. Its product is annotated as O-acyltransferase like protein. The record is from RefSeq and is a predicted model, not a curated record. Gene Ontology annotation, molecular function: acyltransferase activity, transferring groups other than amino-acyl groups. The coding region runs from base 37 to 1995 and encodes 652 amino acids. The transcript is spliced from 3 exons. Lineage: Eukaryota; Metazoa; Arthropoda; Insecta; Diptera; Culicidae.